Molecule: messenger RNA, 6086 nt
Organism: Bacillus rossius redtenbacheri
Lineage: Eukaryota; Metazoa; Arthropoda; Insecta; Phasmatodea; Bacillidae
Product: esterase FE4-like
Exons: 10
Coding region: 157-1809 (550 amino acids)
Molecular function (GO): serine hydrolase activity
Source: RefSeq, a predicted model, not a curated record
UGCAGUGUCAUGUUGGUUUAAUUAAUUUCGAAGUAAUAUUGUACCUAUUGCAUAAUAUAUGAGUUCAUCUCGAUCAAAGGUCAUGCGCGUUGUAGUAUUAAAAGGCUUAACGUUAUUUGCCCCACCUUUAUUUGCAAAAGGUGUGGAGGCUUGAAAAUGUCAGGAAUACAGCAGAACCAGGACUUAAAAUAUGUGAUCGUUAAAAUUGCUGAGGGCAUAUUACGUGGAAGGAUGGUCACAAGUUUGUAUGGCACGGAAUAUUGCAGUUUUAAGGGUAUACCGUACGCAAAACCACCUGUAGGACAGCUACGGUUUAAGCCUCCGGAACCGCCGGUUGGCUGGGAUGGUGUGAGAGACGCGCUCUCAGAAGGCAAUGUCUGUCUUCAGAAGAGCUAUAGUGGCAGUGGGUUGGUAGGAGACGAAGAUUGCUUGUUCCUCAAUGUAUACACGCCGUCUGUACCUGCCCUGGGGCAGACCGGUGCCGCGAAGGCCGUGAUGGUCUGGAUCCACGGCGGAGCGUUCACCACAGGGUCGGGAAACGCCGACAGAUUCGGUCCAGACUACCUCAUUCGGGAAGACAUUGUGCUUGUGACCAUCAACUACAGACUUGGUGCCCUUGGGUUCCUCAGCCUGGAGGACGGUGUCCUGCCGGGAAACGCCGGCAUGAAGGACCAGGUGGAGGCGUUGCGCUGGGUCCGCCGGAACAUCGGGCACUUCGGCGGCGACCCGGGCCGGGUGACGAUAUUCGGGCAGAGUGCCGGAGCGGCCAGCGUGCACCUCCACACCAUGUCGCCCAUGUCCGCAGGCCUGUUCCACGGGGCGAUCAGCCAGAGCGGAUGCGCACUCAACAACUGGUCCUUGGCGACCGGUGCACGGCAGAGUGCGCUCCGCCUGGGCAAGGAGUUGGGCUGCCACUCAGACAGCCUGGACGAUCUGCUCCAGUUCCUGACCUCGGUGCCUGCGAGCAGUCUGGUCGAUGCUCAGUACAGGGUGGUGACGAACGAGCUGCGGCUGAGAAUGAGCGGCGUGGUGUUCACUCCCGUCGUGGAGAAGAAUUCGACUGCCGUGGGAACCACCUUCCUCCCGGACGAGCCCUUGGCACUGCUGAAAGCCGGCAGGGUCCACAAAGUGCCCCAGGUCAUCGGCUUCAACUCCAAGGAAGGGAUCUGGAUGUGGCAGCGCAUGAGCAACCAACCAGCGUUCUUUGUUGGGAUCGAUAAGAACUUUGAGUUCGUCCUCCCCAAUAUGCUGGGCUUGCAGCCGUCAACGGAGAAGAGCAAGACUCUGGCCGCGAGAGUGAAGAAGCAUUACUUUGGCGAACAACCCGUCUCCGAGCACACCCAGGAUGAAUUUGUGGAGCUGGCCACGGACCAAAUAUUCGCGAUGCCGAUCCGCCAGGCGGUCCAGCUGCAGGCAGCCCGCACCGCGGAGAAGAUCUACCACUACCACUUCGUGCACGACGGGAAGCUGGGGCAUGCCAAGAGGUUCCUGGACCGUUCCAGCAUACCGGGGGUGACCCACUCCGACGAACUUGGAUACUUGUUCCUGCCAUCUCGUAUUCCUGUCUCUCCAGAACCGAGCGACGUAAUUGUAAUGAAACACAUGGUGAGGAUGUGGACCAACUUUGCAAAGACAGGAGAUCCCAACAUUCCCAACAAAUCCGAAGAAGGCGUCACUUGGGUACCGUUUUCUCAGUCGGAACCAAAUUGCCUGGAGAUUGACGAGAGACUGGUUCUUCGUCAGGAUGUGCGGCAGGACCAUUUCCAGUUGUGGGAUGAGGUUGUCGGUGAAUGUGACAUAUUGACGUAAGGCAGUGCAGGGAUGACUCUCUUGCCCCUGCCAAGAUGAUUCAAGUAUUAUUUUAUAAAUUUGAUGCAUAAAAUGAAGUAUGUAUGUAGUUACGUAUGUGCUGCAAGAGGUUUUAAUGUGACUAUUUCAGUUGGGCUUACAAGUUAAAGUUCCUUAAUUUUAUGAGUGGACCAAGUAUUGUAAGAGUGUAUCAAAAUCAAUGUUUCUCUUUCACUGGAAAUGAUUUACUGAAAUGAAAAAUUAUCUAUACAGUAAAACCUUUUUGUUGCGACCCCAUUUAUUGAGACCACCUCUCUAUUACAACCCGAUUUCGAGGAACCGUGAAAAAAUUGCUGAAAAUCGGACAGAAAAUAAGUUUCUUGUGGUGAGAAGCAUUUUACUGCGUUUCUCUUGCCGAGUGCUGUACUGCCGCAGGCAGCCAUAUCUAAAAAUAGAUACCACUUCCUGUCAACCGCUGUCAGCGCUUGACAACCCCCAUUCCACGUCCCUUUGCCGGCAGGGUGCAGAUAAAGGUUUUUGUGGCAACGUGUUUACGUUUAGUUUAAGCGAGUGUGUCUAGUGUGGUACGCAGUUAAGGCAAAAACAAAAAAAAAUCUACCUGCUGGAUUUCUCUUGAUUUUGAUUACUAUCGGUUGACAAUGUUUGCUUAGUUUUUGAAGUCUGAUUUGGUAUAUUUUCUGGCUUGAAUUUGUGAACUAAUACAAUGCAUGAAAAACGCUCCGGCCUCAGCGUGUGAACAUGGUAGUCGGCCGCUCGCUCGCCCUUGCUCACCCUCACCCCGUACCGUGCGCUGCGGCCGAUCUCGGAUGCUGCUUGUACUUGUUAACAAUCACGUUAUCUGCUUCAUUUUAACGAGAAUAAAAAUAUAUUUAAACUGUCAGCAAAUUGAUAAAAGCUUUAUUUGUCCACAAAACAGGGCACAACACUGGCCCGCAAGGCUACGCCACUUUUUUCCCACGCAGGAAAAACACUGGCUGCCGUCUGUCUUCCCCGCAUUUAUCUUUCUUCUAACAUUCCACGUCUCACCUCUCGCGCGAGCAAUAACGAAGCGACCACUCAUUGGGCCGUUUUAUGCUUUGGUGACAGCAGCUUGAUUUUAUUCGGUAUAUUCCUUUUCAUAUGACCCUUGCAAUUAAAAUACAUUUAUAUUUAAGUUUGAAAGCUUGUAAAUUCCUUGUCAGAGAUGACUGAACUCGAACUUGGUGUGAAAAGUGACAUACAUAUUUUGACAUACUUUUUUUGGGCGUGUUUGGGGGGAGGGAGGGGUCCGAAAAUAUUUACAAUGAUCUUACCCCUCCCUCACCGCUUUAGUACCCCAUUCAUAAUAGCCCAGUUUUAUGGGAGAAAGGAGGGUGAAAUGAGCAUUUUCUCACUGAAGGUUUUUCAAAGGGGAGCGAAGUUGGGGUGUUAUAAGGGAGGACACUAGAUGGUUUGUGUGUCUGGGAGGGAUGAGCUAGCCUUGAAGAAUGUUAAUGAGAGGGGAGGGAGGUGUGAGCUUAUGCGUCAUGAAGCCGCUGCCGCCAGCCAGCCGGGCGAGCUUAGUGUGCGUCCACUCACGUUGCAGAACCUACCGCUGCCAUAUUUUUAAAGGAAAUGUCCUUUAUUAUUUUUGUUAUUCUUACAUGAACAUUAUUGGAAGUAUUAAAGCCGACACAAAAAUACGAUGUGUGUUAAAAUUAACAGAUUUUAAUGAUCUUUCAUUUCAUUUCGUUUUUUUUUUUUUUUUUUUCAAUUUUUUCUGAUUUUCACAUUUUGGUAAAAAUGUCCAAGUUUUUGACGGUUCCCGAGAAUGUAUUCGUAAAAUCACUGCUUCGUUAAAUCCGGGGUUCUAGUGUAUUUAACUAUGGCAAGCAGAAAACGUACAUGUAAACUAACCAGUAAAAAUAAAUUAAAUGUCUUUUGACAUAUUUUCUUUAGAGGUGGCCUGUAGGGCGGCGGACUUGUCAUGAAGGUUGAAGUGGGUUUAAAGCAAAGCCGUCUGGCAUUGUGAGUGACAGCAUCCUGCCAUUGUACGGCUGGUUUCUUAGCGAGUAGCGGUUUGAAAAGAUGGGUGGUGGGGGAGGGGGGGUGGAUGGGGGGGGGGAGAGAGAGUUGAAAUCAACUGGAAAUUUCGGAAAACAUCUAUUACGACCCCCUCUAUUAAGACCAUAUUCCUGGGAACCGUGAGGGGUCGUUUCAGAGAGGUUUGACUGUAUUAUUAAUUAAUGUAAAAAAAAAAUAGGUUUGCAAGAUAAUAAAUUUUUCACUUAGAAUUUAAUGGAACUAAUUUAAAGAUAACUAUUACAGUUGGGAAUAAUUAUUUUUGGAAUGAUGUGUUUGAAGUUAAAUGUUCUUCGUGUGACCAGAAAAUAAUUUUUGUUUUUUAGAGUGCAUCAUUUAUAUUCAUUAGAAAUUUUUUAGUGAAUAAUAAAGUUAAAAAGGGUGAAAAUGUGAUUUAAAAAAAGGUUUAAUAAACUUAUGCAAAUGGCCUCAUCUAAAGUGAUUCUUGUGAACAAAUCUUGUUAAAUAUUAUUUUGAAUUAUUGUGAUUAGUUUUUUUUUGUAUCCAUCUAUGUAACACUUGAACAGCAGAUUCUUUCUAAGGCAAUUUUUUCCAUAAGAUUCAAAUAGAGUUAUCCAUCAAAAUUGAGAUACACCCAACCCUCGAAGUAACACUGAUCAAGUUGCGUGGUUUUGAAGUGAUGAAACCAAUAAAUUACGGCAUGAUUUAAAAUAGCGUUGUCAUAGAUUCGAAGUAGCACUUUUUUUCUGUUACGUGAAAUUUUAUUUCCGUGCUAGCACAAUGGCAACGGCACUUGAUUAACAUUAAAUACAGUGCAACAAUUUAACAAUGUAACGAAUCAACAAUAUUUUGCUCUUUUCUUAAUAUGUAGCUUCGCUUCCUUCAUUGCGUAUUUAUUUCUGACGAUGCCAGUGUGUUCAGUCAAUGUUCAUAUUCUGCCAUCCUGCAUGUCAGUAACAGCUUUGGAGAGAAAAGCCAGAAGCUUUCAGCUUACUUCGUGCGUACUAUGAUGCCCUAGUGGUAUAUCAUUAUAGAAACACAUUUUCUAAACAACAGAGCCUGGAAUUACGUUAAAAGGUUAAAUAAUCUUUCUAAUAAUAUAAAACUAAGUGAAUCUUUCUAGAAAUGAAAAAUAUCUUCUAUAUUAAUAUUAUUUUGUAACUCAGAAAUGUUUUUAGUACCUACUAAGGAAUGUUAUGCCUAAGCCCUAUGUUGUAAUUCAAAUUUUGUAUGCACUUAAAAUGUAUUUAGACAUAUAUGUAUUAGCACUGUAAAUAAUUUUUAACGGUAGUAGUGUCUUGAUUAAAAUGUUAAGUCAGCAAGCACACUUACCUGAAUGUAAAACAAAUUAUUUUGAUCAAUAUACUCUAAGGAAAAAAACAUAUUUGAUUACCGUUCUGUUUUCUUGGAACAAAUUUGGUCAUUAUUUCGAGGUGCAGAUGAAUAUAUUUGUGUAUUCUAACUGUAGUUAAAAUGACACAUCCAGAGAUAUGUUCUGGCUUUAUUCAAGCUGAUGGCACAGUAAUGCUGGUUUAUUUAGUGCCCACGAGAUUGGAGCCGCGUCAAAAUGGAGCUUUUACUGAGCAUAUCCUUCCAUUUAAGUUCACUUCAAAUUGAUCAGAUUGUCUCUUCAAGAUUUUGCACCUAAUAUUUCUAUAUAUGUGACAACUAAUAGACAUACUAUGGGUUUAUUUUUUAUGCAGUUUAUUCGUUAAAAAAAAUGAAUAUAACACUAAAAUGUUAGUAAAAUACUUAUUUCUCCAAAAUAGUAUCAUUUUGACUGUGAUGCAGUUUGCAUUUAUAAAAAAAAAUUAUUUGUAAUAUGUAUGUAUAGGACAAAAUUAUUUGGAAUAAAAAUAAGUUGACCAACAUUUGUGUGUUGGAAAAUGUAGGUACCGGUAAAUGUGAUUCAGAUGCAAGGCCAGACAGUAUUGUAAUUUUUUUCUAUUUAUAUGGUCAAUACAUUUUGGUAUUCGCUGAAUAAAAUAUAUUUACCGAAUAAACUAUUAAAAAAAGAUUAUGUUUUUGUAAUUAGGGAUGAAUUUUGUUAAAAUGCAGAUUAAUUUCAUGAUUUUAGUUGCAUUUCUAUGCAAUAUGUUAUAUUAAUUUGCAUUUCGGUGUUAUGCAAUGUAUUGUAGUGCAUUUCUGUGUUAUUACGUAUUUAUUGCAAACCAACGUAAAAAUAUUGUCCCUAUUUAUUAAGCAGCCAAAAGUCACCAUCAUACCUGUAUUUCUGUACAAAUGUAAUUUAAAAAAUAAAAGAGAGUAAAACAGGA